Wyeomyia smithii (pitcher-plant mosquito) is the source of this 13003-nucleotide messenger RNA. RefSeq lists its product as uncharacterized. Gene Ontology annotation, molecular function: protein binding. Gene Ontology annotation, cellular component: extrinsic component of cytoplasmic side of plasma membrane. The transcript has 21 exons. The record is from RefSeq and is a predicted model, not a curated record. Gene Ontology annotation, biological process: positive regulation of voltage-gated calcium channel activity; skeletal muscle contraction; positive regulation of protein localization to plasma membrane. Lineage: Eukaryota; Metazoa; Arthropoda; Insecta; Diptera; Culicidae.
UCAUUUCCCACCAGUUGGGAUUGAAACGCGACGCCGUGCGAACGUUUAUUUGCGACACAUUCUGGCCGAGAAGUGAAAUACCGAAUUUCUGCGAUCCUAAAUAUUUAAUUUGAGCUUUAUUUAAUUUUCAACGUGGUUCUUUUGUUAGAUGCUUAGAUUUGUAUUAUCAAAAGAGUAGUUGAAAGCAGGGUUCAAUGUUAAAAAUAGUGCGCACAGAUUCGAUGAUUAAUUAGGCAGAUACGGAUGAAUAUCGACAGAACGGUGCAAUAGUGAAACCCAAUGAAGAGUAAUGUUCCGAAUCAGACGCCCUGGGGUGUUGAUGCAUAGGUCGAAUUUUAAUAAGUUAUUAAAAUACGUUUAUUUUUAAUACCAUAGCACUAGGUGUUUGACCAACUCGAGAAAGUGAGAACGGUGGAAGCUAUGUACCCAGAUUGAAAACGUGACUGAUGUGUAUCUUUGGGGAAUACCAUUAAGAUGUGUAGCAUGCAAAUAAAAUAUAGCUGAUUUCCCAUGAAAAAAUAUUCCAAUCGUAUCGUGUAAUAAAUAAUAUGAAAAAAGCUCAAAGGCAAUUGUUUCGCGCUGUUUAGAUACAAUCAAAUUUUGUAUCCACACUAAUGUAGGAACAGCUCAGAGUGUGAUGAUGAAGAAAUUGGCGCAAUUCAAGCUCAUUAGAUCUUUUUUUUUUAAAUUUAAUGCUAUUUCGAGUGGCAAACUAGUGCACGUCAUCAUGUCGAGUAUUCACAUCUCACAAAAAAAUCCUUGAUAGUAUCCCAAAAAAUAAUCCCACUUUGCUUUGAUGCACGGAUGCAACAAACACUGAAGAAAAAACAUCGUAUUGUCAAUACUUAAAAACACUUGUUAUCGCAAGAUGAAAAGUUACUCGAUACUAGUGCGUACCUGUUGUAGUAAGUGAAUGAUGCAAAAAAAUAUUGACUCUUUAUUAUUAGCGUGAGAAAUUCUCAAGCCUCACAUGACCAUUUCUCCCAGUUUAAAAAUUGUACACCUUUUGGAUUGCCCUACGACGACAGUGGCAGGUUUAGUGUUUUAUACGUUGUGGACACAUGCGAAUAAAUUGCAAAUUUCAUAAAAUAUAGGAAGUGAUGAAUAAUAUACGCGGAAAGUGUGCAUGGGCGAAAGGAAAACGCGAGUUAUUAGUGGGAUGGAUAUGCGAUCUGUUUGUGACGCCAUAGGACGCAGAUGCUGACAUGGUUUUCUAGCACUGAAAUGUGACUUUUACAAGGAUCAUUCAAUCAAUCGGAUCAACUUGAAAAAAAUCAGUGUAAAUAAUCAUUUCACCUGAAUGUCAGUGCAUUCAAUGCUGGUAGUGAGUCAAAGCGAAUUUGCAAGGAUCUGAAAACCUUGACAUCGUGCGUGACAACGUUUAAAAUAUAUGUGAAGGAAAGUUAAAAAAAUCAGUUUAAGUUUGAUACUGAAGAUUUCUUAAAAAAUAAAUCUGGACACAGGAAAUCAAAUUUGGCUAGGAAAUUGAUUAUUAUACAUGGUGUGGAAAAUGUGUCAAUGGAGGAUAAACUGUAAAAAAAGAAUAAACGUUUUCAUGUCUGUUGAACAAUUUACAACAAUGUUUGGAGGUGCAAUGUGAAUGCUAAGGUUAUUAUUUACAAAAUCGUGUUCAUUAAAAAUAUAAGAUCUCUAGACUAUAUUGGUUGUUAUUUAGACUAUCGGAACUUUUUAUAUAUAGCAAGAACAACAUAAAUGUUUGCGGUACCAGAAUAAGCUGGAUCUUUUCGCCAUGCUCCGUGGGGGCCAGGAAUGUACGUAAUAUUUCCGGCCGAUGAAAUAAUAUUGCUGACAUACGGAAUUGCGGUACCGAGAGUACAACCACGACCAACUCUGGACAACCUGCGAGAGCCACUUGUCCCCAUUGGCAAUAGGCCUUCUUCCGUAACCGCCCUGCCCCCCAAGCAUCUAAAUGAGCCCAGUCGGAUCCAAGGACAACAAACUUCCACGUCCAUCACCGCUUCUCGUACCCCACCAACACUUGCACCGAGAGACAGAAGUCCCAGUGUCAAUUUUUCGACCGAUGAUAGAGUGUAUGACUACGACGAUAGAUCUCCUUUGUACGACACGGAUACCAUUGUCAACUAUGUAAACCGUAAUUCGAUUUCUGGUAUCCCCUUUAGCUCCUCCCCCUUCGUCCCGUCCACGUUGUUGCAGAGUCCCGCUCCAACGGCCAAUAAAUCAAACACUACCUCAGGUGCGAAAGGGAAAGAGAAAUCGAAAUCCAGAUUACAUAUUAAGCUAGGACGCCUACGACCACAUUCCUCCGUAGAGCAAAGCGAAUCCGCUCGAAUCCGCGAAGACCUAGAAAUUCACGUGUCCAAUCCUGUGUUCACUCGCGAAAAUCUUAGACAACGUAACUUUGACGCCUUUUUCGAGUCUGGCGAAACGGUUUAUUCAUUGGAGAAAAAAGAAAAACCUGCACCACCGCAUACUGAUUCACCUGAUUUCGCCCUAUUAAAUACCAGUGAAUCUACUCAUCAACGUUCCAUUUCCGUGGGAUUCUUUCGUAAAGCGAAGUCACCAAACAUCCUCCGUGCCCAGAGUGCCGAGUUAGAAUACGAGUCCCAGAAAGAGUCAUCAAAAACCCAUCGUAGUAUCUUCAACAAACGAGUUGGGACGACAGUGAAUAUCGUCCCUGCAUCACAGCGGCCUCCGGCAGGAAGCAUGGCUUCCUCUGGAGGUGCACUUAAGGAUUUAGGUCAUCCUGGCCUGAAUGAGGCACUCAAGUCCCACAACAGCGUAACCUUCAAGCUCGUCAAAACGGUUUCAGACUUCACCGAAACACUAGCACAACUUUACGAACAGCAUGCUGAAGCACUGCAAGUUUUAGUAUCGAAUUAUCGAAAACGGAAUGGCGAAUUAAGAAAAGAAAGGCCAGCUUGUCAGUCGAAUCUAUUCUGUGCAUGGGAAACUUUUCUGCAAGAAAUCGAAGCUGACUCCCAGGCAACCAUCGAUGUCGCUUGUGCCCUUUCCAGACAGGUUUCUCAGCCGAUGUUAGAACGGUCGUUUUACAGAAAAGUCCAAAGUAGAAAAAUAUUCACUCACAGGGAAUCAUUUGAUACAAUCAUUUCAAAGACUGAAGAGAAAUUAUCCAAGUGCCGAACCGACUACAAGCAGAACUACAUUGCACAUCAUCAGAAUCCUACGCAGGUCACACUGACGCAGUAUAUCGACUCCCACAAUGCAUAUGUUCAGCAGUUGCAUGCAACUAAUGCCAUGCUGGAGGCGUAUCACUGCGAUACUCUGCCGCAACUGAUGCAGGAACUAGAGGAAGUCUAUAACGAUCUGUGCAACAUAGUGGCUGAAGCGGUUUUGCAGGGCGCUGAAGCAAUUUCGGUCAAAGCUCUCGAUCAGGCUAAACGAUACGAUGGUUUGGCGAAUCAAUGCAAGAGUGUAUCGCCAACCCAGGAUUUGGGUUAUUUUGUACGCUGCUUGCCUGUGCCGCCCAACGCUCAACGGAUUCCGAGAAAAAUGUUUGCACCACCGCAGCCAGCCCAAUCAGCUGAAGGUGAAGAGUUGGCGAAUUAUGGUGCUAACAUGCCGGACCCAUCAGGAGCCACACUCAAGAACGAGCUGAUAGUCGAUAAAGGAGCGUCGAUACAAGUGCGUCCCUCAUUAGAAGCCCUUAAACGUGAAUCACAGGAAUUGGAAAUCCAAAUCAAGCAGUUGCAAGAUUCAGUAGACGUUUUAGUUCGAACGCAAAUAAGAGGACUAGAAAGUCAGCUAUAUAACAAAGCCAAUGAGAUUCAGGAGGAAAUAUCAAUGAAGAAAUUUGAUUUGCGUGCAAAACAAAUUCAUCUCGCAGCUGUCCGAGCACAGAAAGAGUUAUUUUUGGGUAGAAUAGAUCCUGGUUCACCUCGCAGUGAACGUAAAAUGUCUUCUUCUAGUUCUUCCUCAAUGAAGACCAAGUGGCUAAAAGCGUUCCGAAGUCUGAAACCAGCUGGUUCAGCAAACGAUAGGAAGAGUGGAAAUAGUGCUCAAAUAAGGUUCGAUGGAUCGGAUAACCACAAUCUGCUGGAGUACACUUAUAAAAAAAUAACACCGUGUGAUGUUUGUUCGCAAGUUUUAAGAGGUCAUACGCGACAAGGUCUCCGCUGCAGAAUUUGCAAGGUUAAUGUACAUGCCGAUUGUGCACCACAGCUGCCGAAAUGCCAGGUGAAACAAAAACUGCUCAGACGCCAGAAGAGUACUUCGGAAAUCGAAAAUCGCAUAGAAGCAGAAGAAGAAAAAACAAACGACAUCGAUCAAAUCUAUCAGGUCCUCAAAAAGGCAGGUGAAAUUUCCAGUGGCAAGUUGGCAAUCGACUCGAAACUUCAAACAACAAACGCCACAGUUGGUGAUGCCAAUGCGGCAAAUACUUGUUCUAGUAAUCCACAGCUAGAAAUUCCUGUAGUGAAUGUGCCUGAUUAUCCUGAUCGUACGCCUAGAAGGGGACCAGUAAAAUCUCAGGGGCCAAACUAUCAACCACAAAAACAGGGACUGUCAGCGCCGAAUACGACGGACAUGUCAAACUCAGCCUUGCGCUCUACGGUACCAAACAUUACUAGUUCAUCGGCAACGACCUCAUCGGGAUAUGCUUCAAUGGCUGACCUGGGAACGAAGCGUAAACUAUUUGCCGGCUUUCGUCCGAUGUCUGGCUUUGGAUUGCUAAGAUUGCGCUCAACACAACACCGUUCAAUUUCGCUGCCAGAAACACCACAUUCACCGCGCCGGCAAAAGCUGAAUCUUAGAAUGAAAUCACUCAGCUUGGACUCACCAGAAUCGUCCGAAUUGCAUGGACAAAUGCGUCGUCGAUAUCCAGGGCCAUCCACUCAGGGCGGCCAGGGAGGUUCUGGUGGUCAAUUAGAACAUAGCACGCCACCAUCAAACAAUAGUAGAUUACACUCCCCUUCUAGCCCUUCGUGCAACCAGCGAAAAUUUUUGUACGCAAACCGCGGUAUGAAGACUGGAUCAGUGGACCUUCCAGACGAGAUAGAAAGAAGCCAAUCAUCAGCAAGCACAUCGCCUUGCCCAUCACCUGUACGACAAACGCAGAAGGUGCAACGACUGCUGCCAACUAACAUUCACGUCGUGUUGUUCAACUUUAAGGCUCGGCACCAGGAUGAGUUAGAUUUGAUUGCAGGAUACAAGGUUACUGUUAUCGAUUCAUCAGAUGCAAACUGGUGGAAAGGUAAAUGUUUAGGAAAAAUUGGCUAUUUUCCAUCUAAAUAUUGCACCAAGCUUGGAACCUCGGAAAAAGUACUCCAGGUGACGCAUCCUCUGCACAUAACAGAUAAUGAACGGUGCGAAGUGAAACUGCAGAGAGAUCAGAUUGUGAUACAGAUUGCGGAGGAGAUAGGAGGAAUGAUCAUGGUCCGUUUUGCUGAUAAUCAUCAAGGUGUUAUACCGUCGAAGUAUUUACAAGAGGUUUGACUACGGGAAGACGAAGAAUUGGAUCGUGACCGAGAUAAAAGAAAUAAAAACAUUGUUAGAAGCAACACUUUUAGUAAUAGUAUAAGUGGAAAAGCAACUAGAAAAUCUGUAAAAUCUCAAAGCUGCGAUCAAGAUGAUGAUUCCAGAAGCCACCAUUAUCAUAAGGAGGGAAAAAACAAUAUGCAAAAAUCAUACGAUAAAAAUUGGGAAAAGUGGGAAAAAUUCCGAGAAAAGAAAAUGCAAAUGAUGAAAGUUCAUAAAUAUAACGUAGAACAACGUCUUAGAAAUGAGAAUCAGGAACAUGUGUAUUAUAGGCAUCAUUUCAAUUACCACCCGGUGAAAAGACCCAAAAGAAAGACAUCCUUAGAUCCGAAUUGGUACACCGAGAACAUAUAUUCCAAUCAAUCAAUAGAUAAUUCAGACGGAGAGCAAACUUUAGCCAUGGUACAUAGUUACCAAACGGGGAAAUCUCAGGCCGAUAGAGACAUAAACGGAAAUAUAGAUGACGGAGAAAUCUUUACAAUAGGAACACAAAUUGAACGAACAAACAACUACCCCAAAUCGAAUAGCUGUUGUUUUGGUGGGACAAGUAGCAUAGCGAUAAACAAUGUUAGAUGUAAAAUUCCCAAAUCGCACUCGUUUAGCACCUCCAGAAGCAUGGGAGCUGGGUUCAACGUGAACAAGUCUUAUAACCGUAACUGUUUCGAAAUGGUUGAAUUUCCCGGGCAUGCGUUAUCCGACUCGGGUCGAUUGAAUCAUUUUACCGGUCUCCAUCCUUUGGGGAUGCGCAUAUGUGAUCGUGAAGGUUGCUUCAAUGAGACGUGCUUUAGUAAGGAUACUAAGAAUAUUCAUAAUAGCAAUAACAAUAAUUUGAUGAAUGAAUGGAAUCUACGGAAUCGAAAUAACAUUAGCAGACGUUUGACUAGAACACGACCUCAGCAUGUAAUGGAAGAAGAUUUUGACUUGUUCGAGGAUGACGAAGAAAAUGAUCUGCUCAUGUACAACGAUGACAACUCGAUCGUGUUUGAUGAAUUCGACGACCAAGAAUAUUACGGUGCCGGGCAUCUAGCAGGCGAUUUCGAUGAAUUUUAUCGGCACGAGCGGUCCAAGCAAGUGUUGCGUGGCAAAUUUGACAGGAUUAGAAAAUAUACGGAUGAUUUCACCGAUGAUUAUCAUAAAUCAUUUGAAGACAUUUUUAACCGAAAUUGUUACAUUGAUCAACAAUACCAGGUGAAAGGCAAUAACUUUUUUUCGAAACCCUACAUUGCUAAAAACAAAAGUAUGUUGGAAGUAAAACCACCGAGCAAAUAUGACGAUACAUCAUCUGAUUCUACCGAUUUGGAGUUGGAUGAUUUUAACUUUGAUUUUGAAAAGUAUUGGGAAGAGUUGGAAAAACCAUCUCCAACAUCACCGAGUGAGUGUAUCGAAAAGUACCCACCAGGAGCACUGAAGAAAGUUAAAAACGUUAACAUAAAUCGAUACAACAAUGGAACUGUGAUAGAUAUCUAUCAUGACGAUGAUCCGUAUCACUCGGAUCAUUAUCAUUACCGCGAAGGAAACGAAAAGAACAACAAUAUGAAUACUUUUUCACCACCAUCACUUAGCAAAUUCAGUAGAAAAGUUCACCACGAGAGAAACAAUGUAGGCAGUGGUGUAAGUAAAAACCGAUCUAGCAAAAGAAAUAAUAUCAAUAACAAUAAUAAUGCAAUUAGCUUCCUAAACAACAUAUUCUCCAUCUAUAAACCUAGCAAAUAUUCACCACUCAAUUGCCAUGUAGAACAAAAUUAUUUGAAAAACAUUCCAGCAAAAAAGAUGAACAUCACAAGUUCAGCUAGAACAGUUGGUGUCCCUAGCAGUGAUACCGAAAAUUCCGCCAAACGACCACUCACAAUUCAUCCAUCCAAACAAUAUUCACAGCGCUCGUAUCAGACACAACGCAGCCAGAAGGAUCCCCAAGCCAGGUUCCAAAUCAUACCGGACAAAACGGGUCUCAAAAUAUCACCACUAUACGUAUCGAGUGCCGAUUAUCGAAAGGCAAGGCAUAAAUUAAAAAGUACCACACGGCCACUGUCUUUUUGGUGAUAGUUGCUUGACUGUUCGUAUUAUUCGGAUGGCCGACUGGAUGGAUUACCCGUUGUCAAGAAGACUCGCAGAACCAAAUAUCUCAAGUACUGAAAAAUCAAUCAGAGUCAUAUUAUACAUACACCACUUCUUUUAAUCACCACCAAAAUUGAUAGCUCUGUACAAAUAUCAGAUGGCAGUUUAACUCUGAACACGUUACCAUCUUUUAUAGUCAAACUAAUGAGUAAGAACGUCGUUAUACCACCUACCAAAGUAUACAUCCUUUAUUGUAAAUAACCAUCUUCCGAUGUUUACACUGUGGUUUUACUAAAUUUUUAUAGGAUCCGAUAUUACAAAAACAAUCAACAUUUCAUCUAAAAGAUUUAUAUACAAUCAUUAAUCAAUUUUAGAACCAUACGAAUUUUACCCACCAAUAAAAUCGUGAAUACACAUUUACAUAGGCGUGGUUAGACUAUUUUUUCUAUUGCUCUGUUUUAGAUUUGGUACGCUUAAAGACCCCUGCAGACCCUUCUACUGGCCCUAACAAAAUAUUGACUUUGUACUCUGAAGACGAUGAAAAAAUCAACACGGAAAUAAUCAAGUUGGCGUUAAAUUCUGAAUAGUGCGAACGCGGAUUGUUCGUAUGUUUAAUCCCAUUAAUGGUCGCUGAUUAUUUCAGUAAAGUAAUAAUGUACGCAAUGGAUAACCAAACAUGCGUCACUAAUCAUGUGAAAUAAUUAGCAACUGUUAUUGCUGAGAUAAUUUCACAAUCUAUAGGAAUUGACUUCCAGGCCUCAACUUUUCUGUAAUACCGUUGAAGUUUCUGAAAUGGUCGCGGUUAUAGAGAAUGUGUGGUCUUGGAAAGGUAAAGUAACUUAAAAAUUAACUUGACGCCUUACAUAGCAGUAGAGAAACCAGAGCUAUUCGGUUGAUUUUUACAGCGAUUUUCUUCAGUUGCGUACAAACAUGUGUGUGUAAAGACUCUCGUUUUCAAUUACAGAACCGGCAAUUUUUCCCAGCAGCCUGAUGCCAAUUGCGAUCUCUUCAUUUAAGAAAAUAGUAUACAUCACAUUGAAAUAUUUGCACCUGAAAUUUCAACCUUAAAACUCACACCCUUCUUUGUGGUUCCGAGCGGCACUUGAAAACUUGGCAUAGACACUACCGCUCACUAUCUUGCAGCUAGCUGCAAUUAUGUAAAUUUGAAAAAUGGCUUAGGCAUUCUAUUAUUAAAUAAUAUGCACAUGGUUAUGUACAAUUUCUUGUUAUUGCACCACACUUUCAAUGCCAUUUUGAUAUUUUCAUCACGUUAGUAUAUCACACAUAAAACUGAAAACAGGCCCAUUAUCCAUAAUACCACUUUUAAAAAAUGAGUUUAAGGGUUAAAACGUUGAACCCAACUUUUUGAAUUCGCUUAACUCGAGUGCAAUCGAAGUUAAUAUUGGUAACUUUCAUUUUGAACCGAAAUUCCAUGUAUGAAUGCAAAUGUACACCAAAAUCUAAAUAGAUUUUACUAUUACCACGAGCAUUAAUUUCAAAAAAUUCAAAGUGCAUUAAUGAACACUUAAAACCCACAAGAUUUUAAAAUCUCAGCUGGAAAAAAAAAACUUUUUCAUAUUCAAACUAAGCUCAAUGAAACCUUCCUGUCUAAUUUCUGAAACAGAGGAGUAUGAAUUCAAAGUAUGCAUUACUUAUUGAACUCGUCGUCCCUGUCGCACUCAACUCCGCUUACUAACAUCCUGAUAUCGCUGCCAUGCUGUUUACUUUAGUGUGCUGCUUUUCCCCCACUUAAAAAGUCUGCCGACAAUAUCCACGUUGUCAUCAAAACAGUCAAAUAGAAACCCCAAACUCCAAAUUAUUCCCAGCAUAUGGUCCGGAAAAUUCAUCUGAAUUUAUCACACAGCUUUGAACCCCAUAAAUCGUAGUAGUUUUAGUCAGUUCAGUUGACUUUCCUGGAAAGUUCUUCUCGUCCGAGAUCAUUCUUGUGAAUUGAUUGUAUUGUUACGUUUUUAAAGGCCACAGUAUACAGGAUAGUUACAAAACCAUUCUCCGAAUUAUAAUUUAUUCCGUUGUAAGACUUCGACUUGUUUCGAAAAUUAUGAUUUCUGAUGCUAGGAGCUUAAAAAAGUUAUAAAAACACAAAGACUUUGUAUGAUAUAUUUAUAAAACAAAAUGAUUCCCAAAUACUUCUCUCUAAUCCUCUAGAUGCAAAUUUCAAUAUUUUCAGUUCGAUUCGGCAGGAAUCGGAUGAAAAAAAUGUAGGUAAUAUUUUUCUGUGCGUAGCUGUUAAUGAAGAUUUUUUUAUAGAUAUUUCAACGAAUUCCGACCAACAUUGAAAAAUAAACAGCAUAUUUUAUUUUCAGGCGAUUGGUAAUAUCGUAAUACAGAAUUGAUUGCCUAACAUAUGAAAGAUCCUCCUAUAGUUCCAUGCUUCAAGAUGACCAAAAAUGAUUGCGCAUUUCCUCUUUAUACCUGCGCAAUCACAAUUCUAAUUAUCAAUUGUGGAACAAAUGGCUAGUGGCAGGUAAAAUAUAACACUAAAGUAAUAAGGUAAAACUAACGAUUUUUCGGAUUUAUAUAAAAAAAUUUGCGAAAAUUUCAUCUUAAAACAUGACUUCGACUUCUAACUAAUGCGGUUGAUUGGCCGAUCCGUCAAUUGAUUUUGAAGUUGAAUACUGCUUCAAAAAACCAGUCAUCUUUUGUUUAAAUUUUGGCUUGAGAGAGACUAUUGAUGUCAGUAGGAUCCUUAACACACCAUAACUGUCCUAUAUGCAAAUAUUGGCAUUUGGGUCUGUGACCAACCAAUAGUAAGACCAUGUUCCGACAGUAAAAUAUUAGUUCCUAGACUUUGCCUUACUUGAUUGAUGUAUAUGCUUCCCAUAGAUUGCUACUGGUUUCCAUAACAUUUUUUUAUUCCAUCUGUAACAGCGCCAUUGCUCGAUAAUGUCGGCAGGUAUUGAACGAAGCGCACAUCUCCUGAUUAACAUGGAGAACGUGCCGCUCGGGCCACAGCACUGUAGUGAUCAUUGUAGCACACUAGCAAAUUUUAAAUACUAUUAGCUGACCUACCCAGCCUUUUUUCAACAGUAUUUAAUCAACUAGUAGCAUCAUGUCAGAAGUUAUUAGUAUUUGUAGAAAGAGUUGUUGAUGUCUAGUUACCACGAAUACUAAUACAACUAACCUGAAGAGCUUAAAAAAUAUUUUAACUAAACUGACACAAUACAACUAAUAAAAAUCAUAGUGCUCAAACAACUUUAAAAGUAUUGCAAAUUUCCUCAGGCGUUUGGAUCCUUAAAGUUAAACAACUACAAAGACGGAAUGGUACUAAGUUACAAAGUUAGUAAUCCUAUGUUUAAUAGUUACACACUUAACUGUUGAAAGUGUUUGAAUGAAGCACUAGCUUGCACCGUUUCGCAAAUGUGUCACGUACCGUUAGUGUGUUACAUAAGUCAUGUUAGUAUAAUAUUUGCAGAUGAAGAGUUUUAUAUAUAGAUUAUUUAUAAAAACAUACAACACGAUAAAAUGCCCGGAUCUUAUGAAUAUAACACUAAUAAUAUUUUCUGAUUAUUUCCAAAAGUAUUCUAAGUAUUCAGAAACUUUUUUUAAACGGCACUUCCGCAUUGACCAAUUGCAUGCGUCACAUAUUUUGAUAACAAGCUUUACAAACUUUGAUUUUCGACACAAUAUGCAACCAAAACGACGUUAGCCGUUGUAAACUAUUUCACGCCAUGCCAAGUUUACUUACUCAAAACGCGCAAAUGUAAGUACAGACAUAUCAAUUCGACGUGUUUACGAUUUCACUGCAUAUGUAAACAAAACAAGUGAAAAAAGUUUUCGGUGGACUGCGUAACAUAUAAUGAGUAUUAUUGCAAUCAUCCGACGUUUUUAGUGUUCACGUACGCCAAGUUUUGCAACAGUCUCGGCUACCAACAACAUAAAGUUAGAAGUUUUCAAACAACUAAUGCAAUAAAAAAAUUAGCGAGUUUCGUUUCAAACGUUACCUAUUUUAAUAUGGUUAACUUAAAAUUUAUAAAAUAAUAAUAUUGUUGUUAUCAAAAUUAAACCAAUAUUCAAAAAAAUCUUGAUUAUUUCUUGAACAUGUUUCGAACCCGGCGAACCACAAAUAAAAUUUUUCCGAAGUUAGGAAGUUUCAUUUUUUCAAUUUUGAUUCUAAUUUAUGUUCAAAAACGAUUGUAUUCCAUGCACAUAUAAGGGCCUUUUUCAAUCUGCGUCAUACUAAAGUGUGUAUAUUUAUCCACCUUCAAUCAUUUAUUAUUAACUAACAAAAAUAUCGAAGAAACAAAUUUUCAAUUGCAUAAAGUCACAUAGAAGGCAACAUUAUUACCUUGUGCUUUUAACUUAGAAACUGUGUUCGGUUUUUACAUUACUCAGAAUAGAACGAUCUUUGCGAAAGCUUUAAAAAAUGCUGAAUUCUUUCUUUGUAUUAAACUAAGUCUAAUUCCGUAAUUGCUUUUUGUACUACUGAUGCGUUAAAGAAAAACAUUAGUAACCUGCAUGAGUAGACCAAUUAAAAAUAAAUAAAAAUCUCAAUGAUUUUAAGAAGCAUGUCAAAUAUUUGAAGUAUCUUUUAACCCGCUGCAAAGAACAAAGAGAAAUUAGUCUGAUAUUUAAUGGAGUUUCAACAAUCGUUUGUUGAAAAAAAACAGUUGAUGCGAUGUGUGCAAGUAUCCUUGAGUUACAAAAAAAAAAGUUAUAUUUAAGCACGAAAGUAGAUCGGCACUCGUAAAUUUAACAGACAGUGAUUGUAUAGUGAAAUGAUGUUUUAUCAGCACUUAUAGUUCCAAUCGGCACUACAAAAUCGCGCGAAGUCGAAGUUUUAUAAAAAAAAUGAUGCCAUCAGAAAAGCAAUGGCACUUGUCUUCAAUUGGUAUUGUUGUAUUGUCACAAAGUGAUCUGAAAAUCACACAUUUUUUUUGUACCAAAGAUUUUAAAAAACCAAAUAGACACACUAUUUUGUAUUUAAUACAUUACUUUUUUGCUGUGCAAAUCAGUUUCAUUUCAGCGAUGAAUUGUUUCAUCACGUGAUUUGGAUAAAACUAUCUAUAACUAGGAAAAUCACACUCUUGGAAACAAUACAUCUUUGAUGAAGUCCGUGAUUUUUUAGAAAAACAGUAAUGAUUCCAUCAAUGCUUCGAAUACAGGUUUCCUUUUAUUUUUGUCAUCUUUCAAAUUGGAAAUAGAACCAACAGUGAUUUCCGAAAAAUAUUUUUUUCGGCGUAGAGCGCGAAAAUGAAAUACAAAAAAAAUAAUGAAAAGCUAAUAUCAGUGAUCUACUCUAUCAUAACACUAGACAUAAAGUCAGCGGUAUCAUUUAUUAGGGUACCCUACCAUAUGAAUAAGAUAAUAUCAGAAUACGGCAAAUAGACGGAAUAAAUAACAUGUAAUACACACUGUAGAGUUAACCCGUUUCCACACAACGUGCUGUGCAUAUUUCGACAAAGAAAUAAGAACAGAAAGUAGUAAAAAGUGCUAGACUUGCAGCGAAAAGAAA